UGACUCGUGUUUUGAAAAAUGCCUUCAAUUUUGAAAGUGUUGUCAAUAUUUGAGUGAAAAACUAAUCAAUCGUUGACUCAAUUGAAGCGCUCUUCGGGUGAUAAUCACUUGCCAUCCGAAGACAUGUAUGACCCGAACGUGAAGUCCCCGAAGAGUUGUGGCCAACAAAAGCAAAGCCAUAAAGAUAUGUACAAAACGUCUCCCAAUUGGCAACUCAUCUACAAAAAGGAAUGCUUAACACAACUGAAUGAUCGCCGAAAGGAGAGCCGAUCCAGACUUAUAGAGCGCUUCCGAAACAUCGACUUAAAUGAGACAUCAGUUGUGGAGGAGUUGGUCACCACUGAGAAGACACAGAUUGUGGAACAAGUGAUGCAAUCGGUUUGGAGUCAAUACACGUCCCAAUUGCCCAUUGAUAGCACAGAUAUCACCGAUUUUAUGGAACAGAUUAGACAAGAGUUACUCAUCGAAGAGAGUCAGUAUUGGGAAGAGAUGUUGGAGUGGCGUAAGGAAGAGGAGGUCCAAUGGAUGGUUCAGAACAGGGAUUCUGUGGUCUGUUUUUUCUGUCAGAAGAAUCCUCUGGAUAUCACUACCAGUAAUGACAAUAAGUCGGAACUAGUUUGCAGUAAAUGUGGUUUCAAUUUGCGGACUCCGUUUUCGCUGACACUGCCAUACCUUCAGGAGAGAGUGGAUCACAUAAUAGCUCAGCACUCAGUCCUAUGCGGCAACACUUCACUCAAAUUCAAUUUAAUCAACGAUUGCUCAAACAAUGGCUACAAUAAUAUCUCGGUUUCGUGUGACUGGAGUAGGGGUUACGGGGAAAGGGGGGACAGUAGUGCACAACAACAGCACUGGCAGACUGUGUGGUAUUGUAUGGGAGAGCAGUGCGCAGAGCAUACACUUACAGCGCACGUGAAGUUGAGGUCCUUUUAA
Molecule: messenger RNA, 930 nt
Organism: Oppiella nova
Lineage: Eukaryota; Metazoa; Arthropoda; Arachnida; Sarcoptiformes; Oppiidae
Source: the annotation of a GenBank genome assembly